GAAUCCGUUCAUGACCUUCUUCUCUCUUCUUCUUCUUCCACCCAUUCUCACUGUUGCAACCAGGUAUCUGGUGACAAAACAGUAACUGAUAAAUAAUCCUCGAAGAUGGCGUCUCCCCUUAAAAACUGUGCAAUCUUCUACACACUAAUUUGCCUGAGCGGUUUUCUCAGCUUGGAAAGCCUAGCAGCGCCAACCUACCUUGAUUAUUACUGCACAGAAAAUGGAACCUAUGCAUCUGAUAGCAGAUUUGGUGGCAAUCUCAAUGCUCUCCUUCAUUCCCUCGCCACCAACGGCACCCAGGGAAAGGGAUAUUACACCGUCAUGGGCUUCGGAUUGCCCGAUGCCGUCAACGGGCUUUUCAACUGCCGGGCAGACCUUAGCAUCAGCAGUUGUCAACAGUGUGUCACCACCGCAGCCACCGCGAUCACGCAGCGUUGCCCUAACCAGACGGAGGCCAUCAUCUGGUAUGAAGAAUGCAUGUUGCGUUACACUGGCAGGUAUUUUAAGUAUGGCAGCACCGAACCUGGGAGGAACUUGGUUGACGGGAGGAACAUCUCCGGCAACGAUUUGAAUGCAUUCAAUCGAACGUUGUUCAGCUUGUUGAAUAAUAUAGCAAAAGAAGCAGCGAAUUCUCAGACAGCAGAGAAGUUUGCCACCGGCGAAGCAAAGCUUGGCAGCAACCAGACUGUGUAUGGGCUAUCGCAAUGCACGGUGGAAAUACAGUCGGCUCAGUGUGAGACUUGCCUGAAAAAUGCCAUCGGAACUUUUCCGACGUGUUGUAACCGAGCCGGAGGGGCAAGAGCUCUGCUGGCGGCUUGUACUGUCCGAUAUGAACUGUAUCCAUUUUACACUUCAUCCGAUUCAUCAUUGACUUCUUCAGGGACGAAGAAACUUUCAUCACGAGCAAUUGCCUUGACUGUGGUACUUGUUGUGGCUUCAGUAGUUCUCUUGGGUUUUGUCAGCUUUUUUCUGCGGCGAAGAGUAAGGAAGAAGCAGAGGACUAGGACUAUUUUAAGGGAAAAUUUUGGGGAAGAAAUGGCUACUUUGGAGUCCUUGCAAUUCAGUUUGGCCACAAUUGAAGCUGCCACAAGCAAGUUUUCACAUGAGAAAAAAAUUGGCAGAGGUGGUUUUGGAGAAGUUUACAAGGGAACUCUUCCGGAUGGACGAGAAAUAGCUGUCAAAAAGCUUUCAAGAAGUUCUGGGCAAGGUGCCAUGGAGUUUAAAACUGAAAUUUUACUAAUUGCCAAGUUACAACACAGGAAUUUGGUGGCUUUAUUAGGAUUUUGCCUGGAAGCACGGGAGAAAAUGCUCAUUUAUGAAUAUGUACCCAAUAAAAGUCUUGAUCACUUCCUUUUUGAUCCCAAAAAGGAGAGGGUGCUAAAUUGGUAUGAACGUUACAAGAUCAUUGGAGGAAUUGCAAGAGGAAUUCAUUAUUUACAUGAGCAUUCUCGACUCAAAGUUAUACAUCGUGAUCUCAAACCAAGCAAUGUAUUGUUAGAUAACAACAUGAAUCCAAAAAUUUCAGACUUUGGCAUGGCAAGAAUAAUUGCUAUAGAUCAAGAUCAAAUAAAUACUAAUAGAAUUGUUGGCACAUAUGGAUACAUGUCUCCAGAAUAUGCAAUGCAUGGCCAAUUUUCUGAGAAGUCUGAUGUAUUCAGUUUUGGUGUCAUUGUUCUUGAGAUUGUUAGUGCAAAGAGGAAUGCUCGUCCCAUUGAAACACAAGAUCUUGAUGACCUCUUAAGUCAGGCUUGGAAACAUUGGAGGAAUCAGACACCGCUUGAAAUAAUGGACCCAGAACUAAAAGACUCGUUUACUCAAGGUGAAGUGAUCAAGUGCAUCCAAAUAGGUCUGUUAUGCGUUCAAGAUAACCCAGAAAACAGGCCCACAAUGGCAAGGGUUGUUUCAUAUCUAAGUAGCCUUUUAGCAGAAUUGCCAUUGCCUCAGGAACCAGCAUCCCACAUGGAUACUGAUUUGAAGCUGAACUUGGUAUCAUGGGAAUCCAGUACAGGUCAAUCUACCCAAAAUUCUAUGACAUCCUCAAAUCAUGAAAUGUCUAAGAGUACUCAUAUUCCAAGGUAAUAUGACUUUGAUGGCUUAGAAGUAUGAUAUGCCAUAUGUCCAUUGUAAAUUAAUAGAAUUUUUUGGCAAUGUCAAUGCUAGAUGAUAAUCUAUAUAUGAAUUCUCUCUCCUUU
Prosopis cineraria is the source of this 2192-nucleotide messenger RNA. Its product is annotated as cysteine-rich receptor-like protein kinase 10. NCBI's taxonomy places the organism in Eukaryota, Viridiplantae, Streptophyta, Magnoliopsida, Fabales, Fabaceae. The transcript has 8 exons. The record is from RefSeq and is a predicted model, not a curated record. Gene Ontology annotation, molecular function: ATP binding; protein kinase activity. Bases 106 to 2079 code for a protein of 657 amino acids. Gene Ontology annotation, biological process: protein phosphorylation.